ACUGAUGACAAUGUUGAUAGUCCCGCUGGUUCGAGACGUUCUUCAGAGCAAAUUGAGAGUCCAAAACCUACUCUGCCUGUGUCUAAUGACGAAGGUCUACCUCCGGUUGGGGUAUGCAGGUAGCACCUAAUGGUAGAAUAUUUUUUAUUGAUCACAAUGAGAGAGCAACGACCUGGAUUGAUCCACGAACAGGACGACCAAGUCCUAUACCUAAUCAUAUUGCACCGUCGACGACACCGAGAAGCGAUUUAGAUCAAUUGGGACCGCUUCCAGAAGGCUGGGAGGAGAGAGUACACACGGACGGACGAAUUUUCUUCAUAGACCACAACACAAGAACAACGCAAUGGGAAGAUCCACGCAUGUCCAAUCCUCAAAUUGCCGGCCCGGCUGUACCGUAUUCCAGAGAUUACAAACGCAAAUACGAAUAUUUGAAAUCGCAACUGAGAAAGCCUAAUAAUAUUCCUAACAAGUUUGAGAUAAAAGUGGGACGGAACAACAUCCUGGAGGAUUCGUACCGUAUUAUAAGUUCGGUCAACAGAGUUGACAUUCUAAAGACGAAACUGUGGGUAGAGUUUGAAGGCGAGGUAGGCUUAGAUUACGGUGGCCUUGCGAGAGAAUGGUUCUUCUUGUUGUCGAAAGAAAUGUUCAAUCCAUAUUACGGGCUUUUCGAAUAUUCCGCAACAGACAAUUAUACAUUACAAAUUAAUCCUUGCUCUGGCGUAUGUAACGAGGAGCACUUGAAUUAUUUCAAGUUUAUCGGACGUAUAGCGGGAAUGGCUGUUUACCAUGGCAAACUUUUGGAUGCUUUCUUUAUCCGACCAUUUUAUAAAAUGAUGUUGGGUAAACCGAUCGACCUGAAGGACAUGGAAAGCGUCGACUCCGAGUAUUACAACUCUCUUCUGUGGAUCAAAGAGAACGAUCCCAGCGAAUUGGAGCUGACUUUUUGUCUCGAUGAGGAAAGCUUCGGCCAUACGUCCCAGAGAGAGCUGAAGCCCGACGGUGCUAAUAUCCCUUUGACGGACGAAAAUAAAGACGAGUAUAUAAGUUUGGUCAUACAGUGGCGGUUCGUAUCCCGCGUGCAGGAACAGAUGAACGCCUUCUUGGAAGGAUUCAAUGCUCUUAUACCACCGACAUUGGUAAAGAUAUUCGAUGAGCACGAGUUGGAGCUGUUAAUGUGCGGUAUACAGCAUAUCGACGUGAAAGACUGGAAGCAGAAUACUUUGUACAAAGGGGACUAUCACGCAAACCACAUUGUCGUCCAAUGGUUCUGGCGAGUCGUCCUAUCGUUUAGUAACGAGAUGCGUUCUAGAUUAUUACAGUUUGUAACUGGCACAUCGCGUGUCCCGAUGAACGGAUUCAAAGAGCUUUACGGCAGUAAUGGGCCGCAGUUAUUCACCAUUGAGAGGUGGGGUACACCGGAGAAUUAUCCAAGAGCUCAUACAUGUUUUAAUCGAAUUGACCUUCCUCCGUAUAAAAGUUAUCAACAACUCAGGGAUAAGCUAGUUAAAGCAAUUGAAGGUUCUCAAGGCUUUGCUGGAGUCGACUAGCACGAACUACCUUUAUUCAUGAUGAUAUCUGUAAUAUAAUGUAUAUAUUACAUAUACAUAUAUCUAUAGGUAUACACAGAAAAGUAUAUUGUCUUAAUAUGAUUAUAUCUAUUUAAAGAAUUCCCACACUUAAAGAAAUCGAUUUAAUUGCUUCUUAAUUGUGUGCAAUAACAUUGAAACGAGGUGAAAACAAUACAUUAAAAGAUUCAAGUGAUCGCUUAACUUUCCGAAAUAAUUUCAACAAGUCUUUCAGCAUGUUACACACUUUUCAAAUUACCAAUUAUAUUUCAUAAAAGCUAUUUGCAUAAUCUGAGAAAAAUGCAGCUGAAAACCUAUAAUUAAGUAUUAUAUAACUAAUCCACUUUUAAAGAUAUGCUAUAUUUUUACUAUUGCAACCUCGGGAUCUUUUGGAAGAAGUGAUUUGGCUGCUGUAACAAUGUGACGUGAUAUUGAUUUGCUAAUUGUUUAUUCUCGUUUCUUGAUAACAUCAAAGUAUUAUUAAGAAAUGGAGAGAGGUGCAAACCGUUUUAAAAUGAUAUUGCAAUUACAUGAAAAUGAAGUACAAUCGAUGUCAUUCUGUGACUUGAAAGUAAAAGACAAAUGUUAUGUAUCUGCACAUAUUUAAUGCUAUUCUUUUUGCUUCCAAGUCACAAGAUAUUAAAAUAACAUUAAUUUUCUCGAUAUAUUAUUCGGAAUUCUCAAAAUUACAUUUACCCAAAUCUAAAUUUUGCAAAGGAGAUUACUUUUUCUCUGAUAACAUUUUAAUUUAUAUCCUACUGAUAUCACGAAAUACUGUAAAAAAUAAUGUUAUUAAUAGUCACUAUUUUAUAAAAAAUUUCGUAGAUAUUGAUUUAUAAUUUUAAUUGUAUUUUUAUGGCACACCAAAUUUCACUUCUUUCUUUUUCAGCUUUAACAACAUACAAACUUUUAAUGCUCCCUUUUCACUGUUUAAUACUUGUGCAAAGGUGUUUAUGCCUUUUGUUAAAGCAAAGGUGAAACGCUUGUUAGAUAUAUUUUAUGUGGAUAUAUAUAAAUUUAUGACUUAUCUUUUUUUGUUCAUAUGUUGUUCCUUUUACAAUUUUUUAUGGUUAGCAAAUGAUGAAGAAUAACAUCGUAUAAAAAUAGUGUUAUUCGAAAGCGUAUACUUCUACGAUGUACAGAAAAAGUUAAACACAGUUCUUUGUUACCGAUUAUGUUAUUAGAAGAAAAGGCAAGAAAAUAUGUAUAAUCCAAAAUAAAAAAAAUAUAUAAUUUUGUUAAAAAGUCUUACAAUUAAUUUUAUAUUAAAAAAUGUAAGUUAGGGCAAAAUUAUUGUAAAGAAGAAAAACUCGAUAUUUUCUCUUAAUAUAAAUAAAAUAAAUGAUGCAGGAUGUUACAAGUACUCUAUAACAAACUCAUUUAUAAUAUCUCUCGAUGAAUUAAUAAAUACCAAAUCAAAUUGGCUACGGCUUGUAUUAUUAAUUUACACCUUGCUUAUUCUUCUAAUUUAAUAAUGAUUUAAGAAUGUAUGUUCUGCUCAGGUAGCAUAAUUAUGUAAAAUUUAUUAAAUGGCGGAACAAAUUGAUUAUAAGAUUAUUUCCAACAAAAUGUAAUCGUUUGUAUAUUUCAUUAGUAUCCUGGUGUGUGAUAAAACACUCCAAUCGUCUCGAAAAAUAAUAUAAACCUUGCUUCUGAUUAAUCAAUGAUCAUUAGCAAUGGCAAAUAAUAAUCGCAGAUGACAAAGUCGAUGUCAGAUACGAUUGCCUACCUUGUAUUAUAUAACACUUUUAUUCACGAAAUUAUAACGUACAUUCUAAAUGACACGAAGUUGAUAUAACAUUCCAUCCUACAUAUUUGUACAGCUUAUUUUAUUGUAAAACAAAUAAGUCCCGUUAGAUAAUAAAUAACAUUGUCACGGCAGAGAUUUUGUGGCCUUAAAUUUUGAUUAUGGAAUUCUUUAUUUUGAUAAGUCUCUCGUUCAUAAAAUCUAGAGUUCCAUUAUUGCAAAUUGCGCUAGCUGUUCGCAAUGUACGGUUACGUAAAUAUCCUUUUCCACUUCUUCUCCAUAGUAGACUUGCAGAGAUAUACGUGUGAAUUUAUAUUCAAUGUUCAUCCUAGCUUAUGAAAGAUGACAAGUUUUAUUCAGUGCAAUAUCUAAUAUGUUGCAAAUUACGUGUAAAAAAAUCUUAAGUUCGUUAUUCGAAUAUUAAAUAAAAAGGAAAUUGCAUAUAUAGUGCAGUUUUUUUCUAAAUCUUCUUAAACUUCUUUACAUUGGUGUCUUGAAUAUCUACGUAACAUGAUCGAGUAAAUAACAUCUUUUUUAUCCUUCAGAAUAAUUUUAUUUAUUUCAAGAUAUGACAUAUAUACGUAUACGUGUAUGAAAACCUUAUUUCAUACACAACAUACAUACUGUAAAAUUCAAAAUUUGCAAUUGGUAUAAUCGAGUGAUAAACACUGUAUGUAAUCAACGUUAAGUGGAUUUAUAGAAUAUUGUCCACUGUGAUGCAAAUACGAUUUGAGGGACUCGAAAACUUUUGUAAUUGAGUAUGAGUAAAUAUGCCCUCUAUUGCAGGUUCUUGUAUUAUAUAUCCCUAUAUAAAAUGUUAUAAAUACUAAAGUAAUGCUAAGGUGUAUAAUGAAUUUCAUCGCAAUUGGUAUCCUAUAUAUCGCAUAAACAUUUUUAUAAACAACGUGUUAAAAUUGUAUUUAUCUGUAAAUCGACGAUGUCAAAAAGAAAAAAAUAAGGAAGUUAUUUAAAUGUAGGUAUUAUCGGAUAGAAGUUUUCUUUGAGAAUGAUGGCAUUUAUGCUUGAUCUAUAUAAAUAUAUUUAGCUCGUAAAAUUUAAUGCCUUAUGAUAAUUAUAUCACGCAUUGUAAAAUAUCGACUUAAUGUUUGCAUUAUUAUUUACCAGCGUAGCGAUAAAUUGAGCUUACUACGUCAGGUAGCUAUUAUUUGCCGUGUAAACCUAGUGUGUCUUUAUUUAUACGUCAAUUUUCACUACCAAUGUGUUUUCAAUUUACGUGAAUGAAAAGAGACUUAAUUGUUUUUAAGCUAGCUCAAUGUGACACACACCUACACAAAUACACACACACCUAUUUUAUUUACAUACUUAUGUGCACAAACUGAAAGAAAUGCGUGACUUAAUUAUGGAGCAAGUUGUAUCGUAUUAAUUUCUAUGUAAAUAUAACAAAAAAUUAUAUAUAUAUAUAUAUAUACGUUGUAAUAUAUUAAUUAUAUAUAUAUAAAAUUAUAUAUAUAUAUAUAAAUAAACGCUUCUAUAUCGCAGUUGCAACAAAAAGUACGUAAAAAAUAAGCUUACCGUGCUACGGCUCUUGCGUUACGAUUAUUAAUUACUAACGAAAUACGGUGGAGUUUUCAACAGUGGCAAGUUAUGUUCUUAUAUAAUAUUGUGGAGAACCAAACUAUAUAUGCAAAUAAAUUAUAUUAAAAAGUUGGA
Ooceraea biroi (clonal raider ant) is the source of this 4983-nucleotide messenger RNA. Its product is annotated as E3 ubiquitin-protein ligase Nedd-4-like. Gene Ontology annotation, cellular component: cytoplasm. NCBI's taxonomy places the organism in Eukaryota, Metazoa, Arthropoda, Insecta, Hymenoptera, Formicidae. Gene Ontology annotation, molecular function: ubiquitin protein ligase activity; sodium channel inhibitor activity; protein binding. Gene Ontology annotation, biological process: ubiquitin-dependent protein catabolic process; protein ubiquitination; regulation of dendrite morphogenesis. The record is from RefSeq and is a predicted model, not a curated record.